AUGUCCACAAGUGAUGUCUUUGCCGUCAAGGGCAGCUUGACUGCCAUCCCCAUCGAAUGGGACAAAACACACUUUGUCCCUCUGGUGACCCUGGUUGCUUCUAUGUUCGUUGCCUUUCACAUCGCGCAAGCCGUAUACCGCUUUUGGUUCCAUCCGCUGUCCGGGUACCCAGGUCCUGUCCUCUUCUCUAUCUUUUACCUCCCCUACCUAUACCAGAGCUACAUCAAGGGGCGAUGGAUCUUCCGGACCACAGAACUGCAUCGGAAAUAUGGCCCCAUCGUUCGAAUCGGUCCCAAUCACAUCAUGGUCGAUGGCGAGAUUGGUUGGCCGCAAGUGUUUGGACACAGGAAAGCCGACCAGUCCGAAUAUGAAAAGAUGCCCGUCACCCACGAGGCCAAGGCGGACAGUAUCAUCGUAGCUCCUAGAGAGAUUCACCGACGCCAGCGUCGCCAGUUGAACCAUGCAUUCAGCGACGCCAACCUCGCCGAGCAAGAACACGUCAUCCAGGAAUACGUCGGCCUGCUCCUCGAGCGCCUGCAAACCCGCGCUGAUAAGGCGGAAGUCGUAAAUGGGGUCAAGUGGAUGAAUUGCACGACGUUCGAUAUAAUCGGUGACCUGGCUUUAUCCGAGUCCUUUUCAAGCUUAGAAAACCACGCUGUGCAUCCUUGGGUCAGGUCCAUCUUUGAGAGCGUCCGCUUUGUCAUGAUUCGGCGAUUUUUUUCCCAUUUCCCCCUCUUGAGAUUGGUUCUGUCCAUGUUCAACGGCAAGUUUGGCACAAAGCAGCAUUCUUCGAGAAAUCACGCCAAGGACAAGGCGCGUCGGAGGAUGGCGCUGGGCCAGGACACCCCCAGCGGCCGCAGGGACUUCAUGACGUACAUGCUUCGCAAGAACAGGGAUGGACAGGUUGGCAUGUCGGAGGAAGAAAUCCUCGAGACGUCUGCCACUCUUGUUCUUGCCGGCAGCGAGACCACGGCGUCGGCGCUCUCUGGGUUCUGCUUCUACCUGGACAAGCAUCCCCAGAUAUACGCCGAGUUGACCAAGGAAAUUCGAACGGCUUUCAACUCAGAGGGGAAAAUUACAAUGCAAAAUGCUUCACGCCUUGAGUACCUGCAAGCUUGCAUCAAUGAGGUUCUCCGAGUUUACCCGCCUGCCGCAGAAACAAGUGCUCGCGUCUCCCCCGGCGACUUUAUCGAGGGAACUUAUAUACCUCCCAAUACAUUGGUUUCCGUCUACCAGUGGGCAACGUUCCGCAACCCCAGGCACUUCAAAGACCCAGAGUCCUUCGUUCCAGAGCGAUGGCUGGCACCCUCUCAUCCACUCUACGACGAGCGUUUCAAAGACGACAAUCACGCAGUAUUCAGGCCAUUCAGCCAUGGCUCUAGAGAUUGCAUUGGCAAGAAUCUUGCCAUGAACGAGCUGCGCGUCGUCAUCAGCCGCAUGCUGUACCGGUUUGACUUCGAGGUACUCGAAGGGCAAGAUGAUUGGCACAUGAAACAGAGAAACUUCAUUAUCUGGGACAAGGGCCCGCUGAUGCUUCGAUUCAAGACACGGCUGGAGGCUGGUGCCUAG
Messenger RNA from Metarhizium album ARSEF 1941, 1569 nucleotides. Its product is annotated as cytochrome P450 3A17. NCBI's taxonomy places the organism in Eukaryota, Fungi, Ascomycota, Sordariomycetes, Hypocreales, Clavicipitaceae. The transcript is spliced from 3 exons. Bases 1 to 1569 code for a protein of 522 amino acids. The record is from RefSeq and is a predicted model, not a curated record. Gene Ontology annotation, molecular function: monooxygenase activity; oxidoreductase activity, acting on paired donors, with incorporation or reduction of molecular oxygen; iron ion binding.